AUAUACUAUAAAGGACGAAUAAUUGUCACAGUCAUGGUGCCUUUGCCCAACCAGCUCCAGUUUCAGCCCGACAACUUCUCAGGAAAAAUGUUUCAGGAGAAGACGUUUGAAAAUGGUUUUGUUGAAGAAGAGAAGGAACAUUCUAAGUCUUCAACUAAUAAGGUUGACCCUGGGAAACCUGCAUCUUUGACCUGGCAGCGAAUGUUAAAUGAUGAGGGGAGUGCCAUUUCGCUGUUCACUUUAAGUUUGAAAGAGAUAGUUCAGAUGGCUCCAAUAGGAUUUCGGCUGUGGCGCCAUAUCAGAGAAGAGGCUGCUAAAGGAAAUGUAUUUCUCUUUCUUUUUAUCUAAGAUGUCCAGUUUCUAUGAUUUGUUGGUUAUGGAUUUCUAUUUGCUAAGCGCUUUGUGACAUCUUGUCAUGGCGUUCCCUUGGGUGGUAUAGGUGCAGGAAGCAUUGGUAGAAGUUACAGGGGCGAGUUUCAGCGCUGGCAACUAUUCCCCAAAAUAUGUGAAGAGAAACCAGUUUUAGCCAAUCAAUUUUCGGUAUUUGUUUCGCGCUCAAGUGGUGAAAAAUAUUCUACGGUACUAUGCCCAGGGAGCCCAGAGGUGCUUAAAGAAACUGCAGUUUCGGGGAUUGGAUCUUGGGACUGGAAUCUGAAUGGAUGCAACUCUACAUAUCAUGCUCUAUUCCCAAGGGCUUGGACUGUAUAUGAGGGUGAACCUGAUCCAGAGCUUAGAAUAGUUUGUCGUCAAAUUUCGCCUGUUAUCCCACAUAAUUAUGAGGAGAGCAGCUUCCCUGUCUCAGCUUUUACUUUCACGCUGUACAAUUCUGGAAAGACUGCUGCAGAUGUCACCUUGCUUUUCACAUGGGCAAAUUCUGUUGGAGGGCUUUCUGAAUUUUCUGGUCAGCACUCUAAUUCGAGAAUAAUGAUGAAGGAUGGUGUGCAUGGUGUACUUCUACAUCACAAGACAGCAAAUGGACAACCCCCCGUGACCUUUGCAAUUGCUGCAGAGGAGGCAGAUGGUAUUCACGUCUCUGAGUGCCCUUGCUUUUUGAUAUCGGGUAACUCUCAAGGUAUCUCAGCAAAAGAGAUGUGGCAGGAAAUAAAGGAGGACAAAGAUGGGAUGAUUGAGAAUGAAGGCUUCCCUGAUCAAACUUACGAUACAUGGUCUGUAUCUGGGGUUAGUGCAUAUUGUGGUGGGUUGUGGGUGGCAGCCUUGCAGGCAGCAUCAGCCAUGGCACGUGAAGUAGGUGAUAAGGGUUCUGAGGAUUACUUUUGGUUUAAGUUUCAGAAGGCAAAAGCUGUGUAUGAGAAACUAUGGAAUGGUUCUUACUUCAAUUAUGAUGGUAGUGGAGGAAAUGCAAGUUCAUCUAUUCAAGCUGAUCAAUUGGCUGGGCAGUGGUAUGCUAGAGCAUGUGGUGUUUUACAAAUUGUUGAUGAAGGCAAGGCUAGAAGUGCACUAGAAAAGGUCUAUAAUUACAAUGUCUUAAAGGUGAAGGAUGGAAGGAGGGGGGCUGUGAAUGGGAUGCUACCUGAUGGAAGGGUUGACAUGUCAUCCAUGCAAUCGAGAGAAAUAUGGUCCGGAGUCACAUAUGCCGUUGCUGCAACAAUGAUCCAUGAAGAUAUGAUUGAUAUAGCAUUUCAGACUGCAGGUGGAAUCUAUGAAGCUGGAUGGUCCAAAGAAGGACUUGGCUAUUCUUUUCAAACUCCGGAAGCUUGGAACACCAACGGCCAAUAUAGAUCUCUAUGUUACAUGCGCCCUUUGGCCAUAUGGGUCAUGCAGUGGGCAUUAACAAGGCCAAAUAUUUUUAAGCCAGAGAUUAAACCAGAAGUGAAGGAAGAGUGUUUAUUUAGGCAACAUUCUGGAUUCUCUACAGUUUCUUGCCUUUUAAAGUUGCCUGAAGAGGGAACAUCUAAAAGUCUUUUACAAGUUGCAUAUGACUACACUAAGAAGAAAAUUGGGAUGUAACUGAAGUUUCUACAACUAUCUUGAGCCCUAUAAAUUACUCUACUUGAUUGUUGUAAGUAGAAUCCUGUAUCAUACAACCACAGUGUUUGUGUUGUAGAAAAUUUCUUUUGUUUAAGAUAGUUAUUUGAUA
Alnus glutinosa is the source of this 2098-nucleotide messenger RNA. RefSeq lists its product as uncharacterized. Gene Ontology annotation, biological process: carbohydrate metabolic process. The record is from RefSeq and is a predicted model, not a curated record. The transcript has 15 exons. Gene Ontology annotation, molecular function: beta-glucosidase activity. NCBI's taxonomy places the organism in Eukaryota, Viridiplantae, Streptophyta, Magnoliopsida, Fagales, Betulaceae.